Molecule: messenger RNA, 4755 nt
Organism: Archocentrus centrarchus (flier cichlid)
Lineage: Eukaryota; Metazoa; Chordata; Actinopteri; Cichliformes; Cichlidae
Product: NACHT, LRR and PYD domains-containing protein 3-like
Molecular function (GO): protein binding
Source: RefSeq, a predicted model, not a curated record
GGCGAAGGCUUCACAAUGGAAAGCUACUGUGAGAAAAAUGAAAAUAUUGACGAGUUGAUGGAUGAGAAUUUAAAAGAUAUGAGCUCCACUAUGGAUCUUGUUGAAGAGCCAAAUGAGGGAAUCCUGUCCUCUAAAAAUGCUCCUCUGGGGGAAGUUUGUGGGCCUACUGAAGCUCAGAGCCAAGAGCAGCAGCAGAUGAGGCCACCUGCACCCAGCUGUGUUUCAAUGAAGAGCAACCACUCAAAGGAGUCACCUCUUGCUUUUAACAGACCACAGUCUUCUGAAAUGGAGUCUGAGGAGCGGCGACCUGACUGUCCUACACCCAGCUGUGUUUCUUUGAAGAGUGACCAAUCAAAGGAGUCACCUCUGGCUUUUAACAGACAGCAGUCUUCUGGCACAGAACUACAUCAGGAGAUUCCAGAGGUUUAUGGUGGUGCAUCUGAUAUAGAGCAUCAAAUAGACAUGCAGUCCAUAUUUAAGCUGCUUGAGGAGAGCAUUUUCACUUUUGUGAAAGACGAGCUGAAGAGGAUGCAAAGGCUUUUAAAAUCAGAGUGUUCAGAUGAAGAAAUUGACACUGACCUGGAUGAGACCAUGAGGAGCAGCAAAGAGGCAUUUCUGAAAAUUGCACUGAACUUCCUGAGGAAAAUAAAGCAAGAGGACUUGGCUAACUCUCUGCAGAGCAAAUCACCUGUGAUGUGUCAGCAUAAACUUAAGUCCAGUUUAAAAAGGAAGUUCCAGUGUUUGUUUGAGGGGGCUGCAAAAACACGAAGCCCAACCUUUCUGAAUGAGAUCUACACAGAGCUCUACAUCACUGAAGGAGGGACUGGAGAGGUCAGCAAUGAACACGAGGUCAGACGGAUCGAAACCACUGCGAGAAAACCAGUCAGACCAGAAAGAACAAUCAAAUGUGAGGACAUUUUUAAAGCUUCACCUGGAAGAGAUGAACCAAUCAGAACAGUGCUGACAAAGGGAGUGGCUGGCAUUGGGAAAACAGUCUUAACACAGAAGUUCACUCUGGACUGGGCUGAAGACAAAGCCAACCAGGACAUCCAGUUCAUGUUUCCAUUCACUUUCAGAGAGCUGAAUCUGCUGAAGGCCUCAAAGUUCAGCUUGGUGAAACUCAUUCAUCAAUUCUUUCCUGAAACCAAAGAAGCAAGAAUCUGCUGGUUUGAAGACUUCCAGGUUGUGUUCAUCUUUGAUGGUCUGGAUGAGUGUCGACUUCCUCUGGACUUCCACAACACUGAGAUCCUGACUGAUGUUACAGAGUCCACCUCAGUGGAUGUGCUGCUGACAAACCUCAUCAGGGGGAACCUGCUUCCAUCCACUCGCCUCUGGAUAACCACACGACCUGCAGCAGCCAAUCAGAUCCCUCCUCAGUGUGUUGACAUGGUGACAGAGGUCAGAGGAUUCACUGACCCACAAAAGGAGGAGUACUUCAGGAAGAGAUUUGGAGAAGAGCAAGAAGCCAGCAGGAUCAUCUCCCACAUCAAGACUUCACGAAGCCUCCACAUCAUGUGCCACAUCCCAGUCUUCUGCUGGAUCACUGCUACAGUUCUGGAGGAUGUGCUGAAAACCAGAGCAGGAGGUGAGCUGCCCAAGACCCUCACUGAGAUGUACAUCCACUUCCUGGUGGUUCAAGCCAAACUGUGGAGUGUCAAGUAUGACAUUGGAGCUGAGACAGAUCCACACUGGAAUCCAGGGAGCAGGGAGAUGGUUUUGUCUUUGGGAAAAUUGGCCUUUGAGCAGCUGCAGAAAGGCAACCUGAUAUUCUAUGAAUCAGACCUGACAGAGUGUGGCAUCGACGUCAGAGUGGCCUCAGUGUACUCAGGGGUGUUCACACAGAUCUUUAAAGAGGAGAGAGGGCUGCACCAGGAGGUGGUGUUCUGCUUCGUCCAUCUGAGCGUUCAGGAGUUUCUGGCUGCUCUUUAUGUCUUUCUGACUUUGACAAACUCUGGUGUGAACCUGCUUCAGCCUAAAACCCGAUGGUUGAAUUUAUUCAGGGACAAAUCUAAGCUAUCAUACCUUUUCCAGAGUGCUGUGGAAAUGGCUGUACAGAGUCCAAAUGGGCACCUGGACUUGUUUCUCCGCUUCCUCCUGGGCCUUUCCCUGCCAACGAACUUGACACUGCUUGGUGGGCUGAUGACUCACACAGGGAAUAUCUUGCAUGCCAAUCAGGAAACAAUUGAGUAUAUAAAGACCGUGGUCAAGAGGAAUCUGACUGCAGAGAGAAGCAUCAACCUGUUUCACUGUCUGAAUGAGCUGAAUGACCGUUCACUGAUAGAGGAGAUCCAGCAGUACCUGAACUCAGGAAGCCUUUCCACAGAUAAACUGUCUCCUGCUCAGUGGUCAGCUCUGGUCUUCAUCUUAUUGUCAUCAGAAGAAGAUCUGGAUGUGUUUAACCUGAAGAAAUACUCUGCUUCUGAUGAAGGUCUUCUGAGGCUGCUGCCAGUGGUCAAAGCCUCCAAUAAGUCUCUGUUGAGUGGCUGUAAUCUGACAGAGAGAAGCUGCGAAGGUUUGGCCUCAGUUCUCAGCUCUCAGUCUUCCAGUCUGAGAGACGUUAAUCUGAUGAACAACAACCUGCAGGACUCAGGACUGAAGGUUCUGUCUCCUGGACUGAAGGAUCCACAGUGCAGACUGGAAAAGCUGAGUUUGAACCAAAACAGUCUCACAGAGAAAUGCUGUCAAGAGCUAUCGUCAGUUCUCAGCACCUCUCAUCUGAGAGAGCUGGACUUGAGUUACAACGAUCUGCAGGACUCGGGACUGAAGCAGCUCUCUUCUGGACUGAAAAGUCCAAACUGUAGACUGGAAACACUCAGCCUGAUUGGCUGUAAUCUUUCAGAGAAAAGUUGUGAUACGCUCUCUUCAAUUCUCAACUGUUAUACUCUGAGUGAGCUCAACCUGAGUGUCAACAACCUGAAGGAUUCAGGAGUGACGAUAUUCUCUGAACAGAGAAAUCAACAUUGCAGACUGGAAACUCUCAGGUUGAGUCGAACUGGGCUCACAGAGAAAUGCUGUCAAGAGCUGUCAUCAGCUUUACGCACAGAGUCUUCUAGCCUGAGAGUGCUGGACCUGAGUGACAAUGACCUGCAGAACUCAGGAGUAAAAUUUCUCUGUGAGGGACUCGCAAGUCCACACUGUCAACUCCAAACUCUAAGGUUGAAUCAAACCAACCUCACAGAGGAAUGCUGCACUGAAAUCUCAACAGUUCUCAGCUCCCAGUCCUCCAGUCUGAGAGAUCUAGACCUCAGUAACAACGAUCUGCAGGAUUCAGGAGUGACACUUUUAUCUGCAGGGCUGCAUAGUCCAUACUGCAUCCUGGAAACUCUCAGGCUGAGUGGCUGCAACUUAUCAGAAAGGGCUUGUGAAGUUCUGAGGUCUGCUACUCUGAGAGAGUUGGACCUGAGUAAGAACAACCUGCAGGAUUCAGGGGUCAAACGUUUGUCUGGGCUGACGAGCCCACACUGCAGACUGGACACUCUUAGGUUGAAUCACACAAGUCUCUCAGAAAAAUGUGGUGAAGGUGUCUCAUUGAUCCUCAGCUCUGAGUCUUCUAGCCUGAGACACCUGGAUUUGAGUAACAAUGACCUGAAAGAUUCAGGAGUAAAGCUGCUCUCUGCUGGACUGAAGAGCCCACACUGUAAACUAGAAAAGUUCAGAUUGUCGGGCUGUUCGAUCACAGCAGAUGGCUGUACUUCUCUGGCCUCAGCUCUGAGGUCCAACCCCUCCUAUCUGAAAGAACUGGACCUCAGUUACAACCAUCCAGGAGAGUCAGGAGUGAAGCUACUGUCUGCAGGACUGAAGGAUCCACACUGGACACUGGAAGCUCUCAGUGAGGACCAUGGUGGUCUUCAGAGGCUGAAAUCUGGUCUGAGGAAGUAUGCAUGUGAACUAACACUGGACCCAAACACAGCCCACAAAAACGUUGUCCUGUCUGACAACAACAGAAAGGUCAGGCUGUCACCAGAGAAGCAGCCGUAUCCUGAACACCCGGACAGAUUCGACUGGUGCUACCAGCUGCUGUGCACAACCAGCGUGAUGAGUCGGUGUUACUGGGAGGUGGAGUGGAAAGGAGGGGUCGAUAUUGGAGUGACUUACGGAAGCGUCAGAAGGAGGGGGGCUCUAGAUGGCAGCAGGCUUGGAUGGAAUGAGAAGUCGUGGAGUUUGGAGUUCACUGAUACAUGCAUCUAUGCCUGGCACAAUAACAUUAGAACAGCUCUUCUUGCUCCUCCGUCCUCUGCCUCUCACAGAGUAGGAGUGUAUCUGGACUGGACUGCCGGCACUCUGGCUUUCUACACAGUGUUGCCAGACUCACUAAUUCACCUGUACACCUUCUGUGGUGCUUUCACUGAACCCCUUUACCCUGGGUUUGGAUUCUUAUCAAUAGACUCUUCUGUAUUACUGUUAGAAACGUAACCCCUCGCAAAAGCUUAAUUUCAUUUGAUAAAAUAAAUUAAACCUAUAUCUGAAUAAUGAUUGUAUUUUAUUGUAGAUAAAGAAAUUCAGUAAAAUAUUUAUAGAUGUUAAAAAGGACGUGGAAAGCCAGGCUGUGAUAAAGAAAAUGCACCUUUUUCUCUAAAAAUGUGUAGUUUUAGUAUUUUAAUAUCAAACUGACAAAAGUUGCUUCUUUUUUUUACUAAUUAUUGCUAAUUUAAAUAAAUAUUUCAAUAUUUAUUAUAUCUUUGCAAGAAGUUUGGGUUUUUUGGGGUUAAGAGAUGGGUCUAUCUAUACUGCUUGAUUUUGAGUUCACCCCCCAAA